AUGGGCCUCUGCCUAAACCGACCCGCGGCCGCCGUCGCGCACCAGGACGACAGCGACUCGGACCUCGACGAGGCCGAGGCCGACUACUGGCUGCCCCGGGGGUCUGUCUACGGGAGCUGGCGCCUGCGCGAGAAGCCGGACCUCGCGAGUGAGGUCAUAGGCGUCGUGAGCGAGGGCGAGCGCUUCCGCGCGGUGCCCGCGGAGGUCGGCGGCUGGCUCGAGGUCCGGCGCGAGCCGCCGUGCUACGCGCGGCGGCGCGAUCGAGGCGAACGGCGGCUGCGGCUCGUGGCCUGCGCGAGGCCGGCCCGCCUGCGGCCGCGCGUGCUGGAGGAGGACGUCGCGCCGCCGGCGCCGCCCGCGAGUCCCGGGACCGACGGCGGAGAUGAUGAUGACGCCGCCGCGCCGGCGCCCGCCGCCGCCGAUGAUAAGGACGGCGCCGCCGUCGCAUCAUUAUUACAGGCGCGGAAGGUGGCCUUCGAGGCGGCGACCGGCGCCACGCGCGUGCGCCUGGGAUUUAGGCUGGAGGCGACGCGGCGCCAGCUCGCGGGCGUCGCGGGCUUCUCUGAAGAACAAAUAGACCGCGCCUUCGAGGACGGCACGGCGCCGGGAAGACCAAAAGCAUGUAGGGAGACGCCGCCAGGCUUCCCCCGGGGCUUCGCGAACGCGCGCGCGCGGACCUGCUGGUUGUCUGCUUUAGCUCAAGCGCUCUGGCACGACCCCGGCUUCCGCGCCGCCUUCGACGCGGCGCUCGCGACGACCGAGACGCGGGAGGCGACAAAGCCGCCGCCGCCGCGGUCGCCGGCCGCGAAGGUUGAUGCAUUGAGACGCUGCUGGGCCGCCUUCCAUCAAAAUGAAGGCAUUUUGAAGGCGGACGCGCUCGCCGAGGCGUUUGGGGACGUCGCGGACCCGGCCAACGGCUACGGCGACGCCUCCGAGGCCUACUGCGCGCUGCGGUCGGCCUUGGAUGUGAGCGACUCGCCGGCCAUGAGGGAGUGCGGGGCGGGGUUGAGGUAUGCGCCGUUGAUGGCUUCCAAGCAGGCGCCGGCGUUCGCGGACGUCUGGAGCGAGCUCGGGCCGGUCUUCGAUCUGGAGGGAGGCACGCUCGUCGCCUUCGACCUCCCGUGGCCGCCCUUGGACGUGCCCUCCGUGCGCGCGUUGGUGCUUGCCUGCGGCGAGGCGCCGGACGGCUACGCGCUCUCGUCGCUGAUCUGCUACCACCACUCGACGCGGCACUACGUCGUCUUCGUCCGCGUGGACGGGAGCUUCCUCUACUUCAACGACCUCCACCACGACGCGGCGCACCAGCACCUCUCUCUUGAAGCGGUGAGCGCGCUGUGCGGGGACCGGUUCCUGCAGCCGCGGCUGGCGCUGCACGGGAGGGCUGUGUAAUACAUAUGUUUGUUGUA
Pelagomonas calceolata is the source of this 1406-nucleotide messenger RNA. The record is from the annotation of a GenBank genome assembly. Lineage: Eukaryota; Pelagophyceae; Pelagomonadales; Pelagomonadaceae.